Balaenoptera ricei (Rice's whale) is the source of this 1166-nucleotide messenger RNA. RefSeq names its product chromatin accessibility complex subunit 1 (gene CHRAC1). Gene Ontology annotation, molecular function: protein heterodimerization activity. The record is from RefSeq and is a predicted model, not a curated record. NCBI's taxonomy places the organism in Eukaryota, Metazoa, Chordata, Mammalia, Artiodactyla, Balaenopteridae. The coding region runs from base 105 to 503 and encodes 132 amino acids. Gene Ontology annotation, cellular component: CHRAC; nucleus. The transcript has 3 exons.
ACUACAACUCCCACGGGGCAGCGGGACGCCGCUCCCGCACCGACCGUGUAGGCCGGCCACCUCGCGGCGGGUAGGGGCUGCCGCCGCGGGGGCGGGGCGCAGAGAUGGCGGACGUGGUCGUGGGCAAGGAGAAGUGCGGGGAGCAGCGGCUGGUGUCGCUGCCCCUGUCCCGCAUCCGGGUCAUCAUGAAGAGCUCCCCCGAGGUGUCCAGCAUCAACCAGGAGGCGCUGGUGCUCACAGCCAAGGCCACGGAACUCUUUGUUCAAUAUCUCGCCACCUAUUCCUACAGACAUGGCAGUGGAAAAGAAAAGAAAGCACUCACUUACAGUGAUUUAUCAGAUACCGCAGAGGAAUCGGAAACGUUUCAGUUUCUUGCAGAUAUAUUACCAAAGAAGAUUUUAGCUAGUAAGUAUCUGAAAACACUUAAGGAGAAGAGGGAAGAGGAGGAGGAGGAGGAGAAUGACAACGACGAUGAGAGUGAUGACGACGAAGCGGAAUCCUAAACCAAGAAGAAGCGCUUUAGAGAUGAGCCUGGAGAGGACCCUCACGGAUCAGCACCUUUGCUCUGGAGCAGGCGUGAGUCUGUUCACUCUUCAGAGACUUCACGUACAUGACGUUCUUUCCUGGCUGAGACCAAGCGUAAUGCACCUCUGCCAUAAAUAGCCAAAAGGAAAGGAACCCAGACAGCAGCUUCUCUUCCCCAGGCCCCCCACUGCAGCUGGAGUGGGAGAGGACCACGAAAGGGCUGCGUACCGUGAGACACGGCCAGUCUGCAGGUGUAAGCUAUAGAGGCAAAGACAACUUUGCUUAACUUUCUAGUUUACAGAUAGAUUUUGAAGAACGUCUGGAUAUCAGUUGUGUAAAUUCACAUAUGUAUGUUUUGAAAUUAGUUCUUGUGAACAGCUAGAUCCUGUUUUAGCUAAAUGUGUAGACUCUGGGUAGUAUGUUACAUUUGAAUUUUCGUAUUUGAAGAAAAUUUCUGGCUUUGUAUAUGUCCAAAUACUGCAUUUUUUUUUUUAACUGUAAAGAAAUAAAUUUUUCUUUUUUAAAAGCUGUAUAUAUUUUUAUAGUGAAAUGUUUUAUGGAACUAGUUUUAGAACCCUCUGUUAUUCUAAUGCCCUGCUUAUUAUCUGGAAACAUUUGUGAAAUUUAAAAAUGAGUACUUU